Messenger RNA from Cornus florida, 2118 nucleotides. RefSeq lists its product as uncharacterized. Bases 137 to 1834 code for a protein of 565 amino acids. The transcript has 16 exons. Lineage: Eukaryota; Viridiplantae; Streptophyta; Magnoliopsida; Cornales; Cornaceae. The record is from RefSeq and is a predicted model, not a curated record.
AACAAACAGAAAACUCGACCAAGAGGAAAAAAAACACAAGUCACAGAGUCUGACAUACGUGGGCUCCACAAAUAAUUGAUUCGAUUUGAAGCAGAACUCCGAAUUGAGAGAGAGAGAGUGAGAGAGAGUGAAAGGAAUGUGGCGAAGGAGGUUUAAUAGCAUAGCAGGGCCCACGCGCGCGUUGACGGAGAAGAAAUGGGACGCGCUGGUGGUAGGCGGUGGCCAUAACGGCCUCACCGCUGCUGCUUACCUUGCUCGGGCCGGCCUCUCCGUCGCCGUCCUGGAACGCCGCCAUAUCAUCGGUGGCGCCGCUGUCACCGAAGAACUCGUCCCCGGCUUCAAGUUCUCCCGCUGCAGCUACGUCCAGAGCCUCCUCCGCCCCUCCAUCAUCAGGGAAUUAGAGUUAGUGAGACAUGGAAUGAAGUUGUUGAAGCCUAAGGUUUCAUCCUUCACACCCUGUCUUGAUGGGCGUUUUCUUCUUUUGAGGUCAAAUCCAGAGCAGAAUUAUUCAGAAAUUUUGAAGUUUUCGAAGCGUGAUGCAAAUGCUUAUCCAAGAUAUGAAGAUCAGCUGCAUAAAUUUUGUAAGUUGAUGGACUUUCUUUUGGGUUCACCUCCUCCUGAAACACUCUAUGAGGUUUCAUCUUUUAAGGAUCGGUUGAGGGAUAAGUUGAAAAAAUCAGUCUUUUGGAGUCGGUUCCUGCGGCAGGUUCUCUCCUUGGGGCAGAAAGAUAUGGUGGAUUUAAUGGACCUUCUAUUGUCCCCAACAUCAAAGGUUUUGAAUAACUGGUUUGAGAUGGAUUUGCUGAAGGCAACACUUGCAGGGGAUGCUAUCAUUGGAAGUAUGGCAAGUAUCCAUACACCUGGGAGUGGCUAUGUUCUUCUACAUCAUGUAAUGGGUGAAACUGAUGGUGAUCGCAAUAUUUGGUCGCAUGUUGAAGGUGGGAUGGGUUCUGUAUCCUUGGCUAUAAGUAAGGCUGCUAGGGAAGCUGGGGCUCAUAUUGUAACUAGCGCAGAGGUUCUGCAAUUGAUGGUUGAAGACUCUGGCAAAGUAAAUGGGGUAUUGCUGGCUGAUGGGACACGUUUGUAUUCUUCGGUUGUCUUAUCUAAUGCAACUCCCUAUAAGACUUUCUUGGAACUAGUGCCUCCAAAUGCUCUGCCAGAUGAUUUUCUUCGUGCCAUUAAGUACUCUGAUUACAAUUCUGGAACAACAAAAAUUAAUGUAGCUGUCGAUUCGUUGCCCCUGUUCCCUUGUUGCAAGUUGGAUCAUCCAGACGUGGGUCCUCAUCAUUCUGCUAUCAUUCAUAUCGGCUGUGAAAGCAUGGAUGAAAUUGCCUUAGCUUGUCAAGAUGCUUGGAAUGGCUUACCAUCACGAAGACCUGUUAUGGAGAUGACAAUUCCUUCUUCAUUGGACAAGACUAUUUCCCCCCCUGGUAAGCAUGUGAUCAGUUUAUUUACGCAAUACACGCCUUACAAACCCUCAGAUGGUAGCUGGGAGGAUCCUGCAUACAGGGAAUCAUAUGCACAACGAUGUUUCACGCUGAUUGAUGAAUACGCCCCAGGCUUCAGCUCAUCAGUUAUCGGCUAUGACAUGUUGACACCCCCAGAUCUGGAAAGGGUGAUUGGUCUGACAGGGGGAAACAUUUUUCACGGUGCUAUGAGUUUGGAUUCAAUUUUCUUGAUGCGGCCUGUCAAGGGGUGGUCAGGUUACCAGACACCUGUUAGAGGGCUGUAUAUGUGUGGGAGUGGAACACAUCCUGGUGGUGGCGUGAUGGGCGCACCAGGGCGGAAUGCUGCACACAUUGCUAUUAAAGAUAUCAAGAGGCGUUUGUCUUGAUGUUGCUGUUCUCUUUGAAUAUGGCAUGGUAUAAGUAAAAAUGAAAGUGCUCCUUUUGUUCAAUUCUUUUUUCAUAAUGUGUUAACAGUAAGCAUCACUUGUUCUUCGAAGAGAAGAUCCAUUUUCCCCAUCAACCGUUCACAGAAGUCACCUAACUGCCUUGAUGCUGUAUGGCUUUGACUGUAACACUAAAAACAUGAUGUGGUUUGUAAAUUUGGGAUUGCCAUUAUUUUCCUUGUUUGAUUCUCAGGGCUGGACUAAUAAGUAGAUUUUGUGUUGUUUCA